Molecule: messenger RNA, 3614 nt
Organism: Drosophila pseudoobscura
Lineage: Eukaryota; Metazoa; Arthropoda; Insecta; Diptera; Drosophilidae
Gene: erm
Product: earmuff
Exons: 2
Coding region: 858-2750 (630 amino acids)
Biological process (GO): regulation of transcription by RNA polymerase II
Cellular component (GO): nucleoplasm
Molecular function (GO): DNA-binding transcription repressor activity, RNA polymerase II-specific; RNA polymerase II cis-regulatory region sequence-specific DNA binding
Source: RefSeq, a predicted model, not a curated record
AGUUAGUUUCGUGGCGGGAGAGCGACAGAGAGAGAGAGCGCGCGCAUCAAAUCGCGUUAUGUGCUUUUUAUUGCUUUGACUUUGCCGUCGGCAGAACACACGCAUCGAGAGAGUGGGCGAGUAAGACAGAGACAGAAACAGAAACCGAGCCGGAGCGAGGACAGAGAGCAGGCGCGCUCUUGUUGGAUAAAAUUACCGUUGGCUGUUGCCGUUUGCCGUUUACUGUUUUCCGUUCUUAGCGUCGCCAUAUUUGACUCUGGUGCGGGGCACAGGACUCGUCAUACAUCCUGCCGCCUCCUACAUUAUUCUCAGUUGCUGUUGUUGCUUUUUGUUUUCGCCUUAAUUUACUUUGAAUUCAUAAAUCAAAUAUUUGCAUUACGAAAUUGACGUCUUGAACGCGCGGUCGCAAAAGUAUUCUUGUUCUGGCUGCAGCUCCAGCACCAACGCUCCUUCAAGGACUCCUGCGUGAAUGAGCGAGCGUCUCUGUGUGUGGCAGUAGAGUGAGGCGAGCCGAGCGUCUCAGUGUGUGCCCCACACAGAGUGUGGCACUGCCAGUGCGUUUCGUGUGGGAGAUAAUCCCUAAAACAAACAAGAAUCUGACCUGCAGCCGAUUAGUGGGUGCCACGGCGGGAAGCAGCGGCAUCUCGAACUUUGCCCCAAAAGAAGGCUCUUUGAAGUGCUGAAGAAAUUUCGAAUUCCAUUUCAAUAUUAACUCAAGCUCAAGACAUCAAAAAAGGAAUAUUAAUUGCUUCUGGUAAACAUUCGAAGAGCAUCAGAUCUACUUCUGGCAAAUAAAACGAACAUCUAUCCUUCCGGUGAUUGGCGACUUUCGUCCUUGUUUUGAGAGUCCGCGUGGCAUGCAACCGUGUAGUCCAGCGGGCGUUAUUGCAAUGAUGCCGCCAUCGAAGAGUCCCGUCAUGGAGAGCGCCGCCUCGGAUCAGUCCGCCGUCGGCAUGAACCAACAGAAUACCACCAAUAAUGGCAGCAGCGAUGCCAAGCGAUCGUGUCCCCUGAAGUUCUCCAUUGCCAAGAUCAUGGAGCCGGACCACAAGCCCCAUCAGUCUGUGGCAGUGCUACCAGUGCAGCAUCCAUCCGCCAUCCUGGUCGAUGAGGAGGAAGAGGAUGCCGACGUUGAUGCCGAUUCGGAGCGAUCCUGCAGCCCCAUUGAGGUGAUCAGCCUGGAGCAGACACCCCACUCGGCGGCUGCCGUCAACUAUGACUCCGCCUUCAAGAAGUACGUCCCCGGAUCGGCGGGGGCUAUCUCCUCCUCCGUGUCGCCCUCCGCCUCCGCCGUGCAGCAGUUUGUGAGUUCCCGCCACCAGGAGCUGCUCUCCCAGUAUCCCCUGCUCUACUAUGCCCCCAAUCAGCUGAUGUGUGCCGCUGCAGCCGCGCAGUACGCGGCCCUCACGGCCCAGCAGCAGACGCUGGCCAGUGCCGCCCACCUGAGCAGCUUCACUGCCUCCCUGAACGCCAGUCUCCACCAUUCGCAGUCGCUGCGCCGCAACCUGGGGCAUCCGCUGGCCGCGGCGGCGGCUGCGGCAGCCGCUGUCCAAUCCCAACAGGUGCCCACGAUACAGCAGACCCUCGAGAAGUCCCCGGUGGGGCAGAGAACCCCUCAUGCCAGCGGCUUGUGUGCUCCCUCUUUGAAGCGAAAGCGAUCGCAGCCAGAACAGGGCGAGACCACGCCACCACCAGCAUCAGUGGCGUCAGCAGCAGGAGCAGGAUCAACCACUCCCACUGCAGGACCCUCCUCCAGUACAGGUCCACGCUCCAGAUCCCCUUCCCCACAUGGCUCCAUCGAUGACAGCAGUCCGGGAUCGGCGAACGGCGGCAAACCCAAGACCUUCUCCUGUUUGGAGUGCGGUAAGGUAUUCAACGCCCACUACAAUCUCACACGCCACAUGCCCGUCCACACGGGGGCACGCCCCUUCGUGUGCAAAGUGUGCGGCAAGGGAUUCCGACAGGCGUCAACAUUGUGCCGCCACAAGAUCAUCCACACCUCGGAGAAGCCGCACAAGUGCCAGACCUGCGGCAAGGCCUUCAAUCGCUCCUCCACCUUAAACACCCACGCGAGGAUCCACGCGGGCUACAAGCCGUUCGUGUGCGAGUACUGCGGCAAGGGGUUCCACCAGAAGGGCAACUACAAGAACCACAAGCUCACCCACAGCGGGGAGAAGGCGUACAAGUGCAGCAUCUGCAACAAGGCCUUCCACCAGAUCUACAACCUCACCUUCCACAUGCACACGCACAACGACAAGAAGCCCUACACGUGUCGCGUCUGCGCCAAGGGCUUCUGCCGCAACUUUGAUCUCAAGAAGCAUAUGCGGAAGCUGCACGAGAUCGGAGGGGAUCUGCUGGACGAUGAUCUGCCGCCGGCCUACGAACGGAGGAGGGAGUACACCCGCCGCGAGCCCUUGUCCAGUUACAGUCAGGCCAGUCAGCUGACGCCGGACUCCUCCGAGGGCAGCAUGUCGCCGCCCAUCAAUGUGACGACUCCUCCGCUGUCCAGUGCAGAGACAAGCAAUCCCGCAUGGCCACGCUCGCAGUACCAGUCGCCAGCAGGCUUCCAUCCGCUAGCAGUGCCGCCCUCGAGUAUCCAUGGGGACUAUCCCGGAGGAUCGGCCUUCCUGCAGCUCGCACAUCCCGCAUCCCAGCAGCAGCACCAACCGCCGCAUCCACAACAGCAGCAGCAGCAAAGGCUGUCUGCAGCCGCACUGGAGAAUGUCCCAUUCAUAGCGAAAGUAUUCUGACAGAGAUACUAUGCGGACAGUCUUAAUUCGGCUUCAGCUACGGCUUCGAUAUCCACGACUGGCUCCACGGCCACGGUAACAACUACGGCAACAUCCACCGCCACUUCGGCGGCCAGGAGCGAUUUGCUCAUCGAUUGACUGCAGUUUGUGGCAGCGGCAGCCGCUGCAACCACAACCACCACAGCAACCGUUGUAAGCGAUUCUCACGAAGUAGGGGAACCCCUGAGGGGUUCGACAUCCCCAGAGCUAACCUGCACGGCCCUGAGCAGCGCUGUACGAGCCCUGAAUGGACUCUUCUAGGAUGAAGGAGAUCCAGAUACAGAUCUACCCACCAGGACCCCCCAAAAAAGAACAACAGCCAACAAAUGGUUUCAACUUGUGCAAUACUCCCCACUCACUGAUUAUAAUGAACCACCCGCUCAACACGCCCUCUAUGAUAACUCUUUCAUAUGUGUCCAAAGGUGUGUGUGUGUGUGAUUAUAACUGUAUAUAAAGAAUAGCAAUAUAAGAAUUGUUCCCCCUUAAUAGAUGUUGCAUUCCCUUAGAUAUACUCACUUUACACCUAAGCAUCGCUCUCUUUAUGUGUAGAUAUAUAGAUACAAGUACGAUCGUACGAUCUAGAUAGUUCUGAAUGUCUCCCUACCCCACCACGCACUGAGUUCUGUGUAGAUCGGCUACACAGAUCCUCUGAAGUGCGCUUUGAUAUAGGAAAUGUUUUCGGAAUUGUCUACGAGCAUCAUCUGUUUUAGGGAUCUAUCAACCAAUUUACAUCAUUGCAAAUGUAUCUUAGAGUUGUACUAGAUUUAGCCCUCGAUGUCUGUGUUUAAUCCAUGGCGAAAAUUAAAGAACAUUUUAACAAACGAA